Toxorhynchites rutilus septentrionalis is the source of this 2723-nucleotide messenger RNA. RefSeq lists its product as uncharacterized. The transcript is spliced from 2 exons. The record is from RefSeq and is a predicted model, not a curated record. The coding region runs from base 108 to 2474 and encodes 788 amino acids. Lineage: Eukaryota; Metazoa; Arthropoda; Insecta; Diptera; Culicidae.
CUCAACUUGUACCGACUUAUCUGAUAAGCGUAAGGCUUAUCCGACUUCGACACAACUUUCAGUCCUGAGGAGUGUUUGCGAACCAGCGACACGCUGUCCAAGAAACGAUGGGAUCUGUAUCUCAUCACAAGAUAUCAACCCGGUUGAUCAUCUUCCUGAUGCUAGCGGCAGGAACCGGCUUCGGUCCGGGGACACCAGCCGCGGUUACAGCAAUAACCAUAACAACGACCGACCCCAUGCUAGAGGCAACCCAAACGACCAUCCCGGCGGAGGACGACCAGGUGGCGGCGGUAAGCGAAAAGACCGACCUAACAGAGGCGGAAACGAAAGACCCCAAGAAGCUGGAGAUCAUCAAGCAAAUACGAAAGUACAACACGGACGGCUCGUACACGGUGGGCUACGAGGCGGACGACGGAACGUUCAAAAUCGAAAGCCGCGAUGUGUUGGGCAACAUCAAGGGUACCUACGGAUACAUUGACGAACACGGUGAAAUUCAGCGGGUGUCAUAUAAUGCUAACAAUAGCACUGUGAUGAAGGAAACGAUGCCUGCACCCGUUACGGAAGACGUAGUCCACAUUCCAGCGAGAUUCAACAGGAGCUACAUUGGAGCACCGACGACGAGAAGACCAGCCUCGUACCACUCGAGCACUGCUACUCCGCAAAGGACGAGCGUAAUUCAGACAAUCCCUCGGAAGCGACCACACACGACUUCCACAACCGAGAAGCCAACGUCCAAGACGACCGAUACAUCGACUUCCUUUGAGCCAACAACAGCCUCUAGUCACAGCACUUCGGUUCAAACUCCAAAACCACUGCUGAUCAUCCGACCAACGCCGCUACCGUUAACACAAAAAACUCUGGAACAACUUGUGCGCCCGGAAAAGCUCGAAAGUGAGCACAUCUCGAAGAUCUACCCGAAAGCCUCCCCACUGCGCCAGAAAGAACCCGAAAAAAAACCAGUCCGGGGAAACUUCUUGCGCAGGCAGUUGCAUCAAGACUCUGAAGAGCAGUACGAAGCUCAGCAGCAAAUUAUUUACGGACAAACCGCUGGAGAAGAGAUAGCCAACCUUUUCUCUCCUCCCGAGCUGAGGUCUGUUCACACGACAACCCCAACCCCUCGGAUCCCAGCAGCAGUCCUAGCAGCUCGCCAGCGAGCCGCUCACAUCCAGAGCCUACUGUCCAGCGAACGUCCGACGACUACCACUGACCGAGUAUACGCGAAACCCCAGAGGAAACAAGAGUCUGCAGCUUACGAACCUGCUACGGAACCAUCCUCGGAGACUAGUUACGUCACAGAGAUGCCGGUUUCGGUGGUACAAAUCCCGGCGAACAGCAACAGAGAAGUGACAGAGGCGGCUGAGGAUGAACGAAGGGUCUAUCGACAGAGGCCGAUUGAAUUCCGGCCUCGGGAUGGAUACAGGUAUGGUCCGGCUCAGGAUAGACCCGAGCGAUUCCGAAUACCAUUAGGUGUUCCGCCGCCAGUUCGAGCCUACCCUGUUCCCGACCAGCAACAAUACAUCCGUGAGUCCACACAAAAUCCAGUAAACCGAGGUCCUCAAAUUGCACCGGAGAACUAUCCAGCUGACGAAGAGAUCAACAAUGUAGCCUACCGGCAACAGCGAAGGCCACAGGGUUCCCCACCAUCUGCCUACAUUCAAACGCAGCAAGAAUCUCCCACGAACAUUCCAAAUGCUCACAGUUACCCACAACAGUCAUAUCCAGUUCCUUAUGCUUACAACCCGUACCGGAACCCCUAUCAGACCCCAAUAAAUCCCUAUAAUGACUUCCCCGAACGUCCCCUGACUACUCGAGACUUCGAACGAAUUCUACAACUUCUAAUCUUCCGUCAACAGCAAAUCCAACAGCAGCAAUCAUUCCGCUUCGGAGGUUUCUCCAACCCGUUCUACGGAGGUCCCUCCAUAGCUCCGCCAUUCAUCCCCGGUGGUUUUGGUGGUGCUGGUGGUGUUGGCUAUCAAGCACAAAUCCCACGACCACCGUUCUACAACGCGGUACCAACGGGCGCCGGUUACUUCGAUCCACGCUACCAGAACCCCUUCUACAGCCCAUCCACCGGAAGUCGCCAAUUCGCUGGCCAGCAGUCCGCGGCCGAUUUACAACAGCCGGAGACUAACCAACCGUACGAUUUCGCCCGUGCCGGAGGUCCCCGGCGGCGACAGUACCUUCCCCGGGAGGAACCCUCGGACUACCAGGGCAGCCUAAGUUCCGUCCAACCCGAACAGCUCCCGGCCGAUGUGCGGGAGGAUCUCCUGUACCGGAUGUUGAUGCUUGCGAUUCAAUCUGAGAACACGCAAUCGCUGCCAUUUGGUGGUGGUGGUGGUGCAGGGGGUGGUUUCGCUGGUGGACUCCUAUCGGCCGGAUCGAUGCCCAGGCCCCAGACUACCGAGGCUACGCCCCACCGAGACGGGUACAGCAAGAAACCGGUGCGGAGUGUACAAAUCCUAGGCGAGGAGUAAGUAGCGAUGUUAUUUCUACGAACGGAAGUGUUAUGAUUUAUGCAUUGUAAGGCUUUCUCGGGUGAUCACUAUAAUGCUAGCGUUGGUUAUUUUUCUAUUUUGAGUACAUAGUAGAAUAGCGAGAUUCUUAGAUGUUAGACAGAAAUUCAAUUCCAAAGAUUUUAUUUUUAUAUAUGUUCUGUGUUGUGUCUUGUUGAAGCGAUCGACGGCUAUUUCCGUCGAAAGAAGGAAAACAGUAUUGUUUGUUAG